AUGCAAUCUCCCCGGCACCUUGGUGCACCUUUCGCAACCACUACCACCAACGUACCGAAUACUUCCACAACCACACACGAGCCUUCUGCAUCGUCGAGUCGCAAGCGUAAAGCCGAAUCGCAACCCGAUGAGCGUCUGGUCAAGCGCCUCGGGCGCCUCAAUAUCGAGAAGGAUGGCUCCAAGCUCUACGUACCGGUCGAGAAUCCGACACCGUCAACGUCGGGAUCAGCGCAUGUAGAAGAGGCUGCCGAUCCCAUGGCCGUCGACGACUCGAAACACAAAGUCUACAUCUACAAUCUCGACGACGAACUGUCGUCGUCCGACACAGAGAGCGAAGACCGGCUCGUCUUCUUGCCAGACAUAGAUCGUCAUUUACGGCAGAACCGCAUACCACCCCAUAUACUAGCGAAUAGCGAGGGCGAACUCGCGGGCAUGCAGAUGGUGCUAUACAGCGAUCCAAAAUCACUCAGCGUCCCCGAGAGCAAAGACAGCGUCCGCAAGGCGAUCAUUGAGGCACGACAGAGGUUGAGAGACCAGCAAGGGGGCAAGAUGGAAGCUACUGAUAGCGCACACCCCCCGACGGUGGACGGCACCAAUACGAAUGCUGCGCCGAUGCAAAAUGACGCGGAGGCCAUGGACUUGGAUUGA
Molecule: messenger RNA, 648 nt
Organism: Emericellopsis atlantica
Lineage: Eukaryota; Fungi; Ascomycota; Sordariomycetes; Hypocreales; Bionectriaceae
Exons: 1
Coding region: 1-648 (215 amino acids)
Source: RefSeq, a predicted model, not a curated record